AUGGAACUAAUCACAAGAGCUGCGAGGUUUUCUGCUAGAAACGCUGUGUUUUGUAGAGGGAGAACUUUUACAUAUGGAGACUUACUAACUCAUGCAAAUUUUGUGAGUGGAAAGCUGCUAUCACAGAAAAGUGAUAUGAAAGGAGAAAGGGUUGUAUUGUUGAGGGUCCAAUGAUCGUGCAUUUCACAGAAGUACAUUUGGUAGAAAAUUGAUUGAAACUUUUUGAUAGUGGGACAUUUGACUAAAAAAAGGUUAAAUUUUGACCAAAUGCCGCAUUAUGUAAAAAUUUUCGACCAAAUAUAAUUCAAUGAAUGCACACUAUCAAAAAUACACUGAAACUUGGCAUGGAGCCUAUUGUUGACACCUCAAAGCUAUGAAUAUUUAGCUUGUCAAUGGGGAAUUUGGCAGGCUGGAGGUGUUGUAGUCCCACUCUGCUUACAGAGCCCACCUCUAGAGUGGCAGUACGUCGUAAAUGAUUGUAAACCAGCGUUUGUUAUUUGUCAUGGUAGUUUCUUAUCAAAACUUGGCUCAGUCGCUGAAAAUGCUGGAGUAAAAAUUAUUCCAAUUGGCGAUUUUAUAGCUAAAGAAGAAAAAAGUAUAAAUAAUACAUUUAACGUGACCACUGAAAGUGACGGAUUAAUUUUAUAUACGUCUGGAACGACAGGAAAGCCAAAAGGCGCAGUGCAGACCCAUGCGAAAAUUGAAUUCCAAGUAAAAAGUCUUGUAGAUGCAUGGGGGUGGAAUGAAAAUGAUAAUUUUCUAGAAGUGAUGCCGCUGCAUCAUGUGCAUAGCAUUAAUAAUCUCUUAAGUGCCUUAUGGUCUGGGGCAAGCAUUACAUUUCACCAAAGAUUUGAUCCAUUAAAUGCAUGGAAAGAAAUAAAAAGAAAUAAAUCACUCACCAUUUUUAGCGCUUUGCCUACAAUUUAUACAAGGCUACUACAGGAAUGAAAUUAUAUGAAUAAUAAUGAUAAAGCUGAAAUUUUGAAUGAGUGCAAAAAGUUUAUAUUAGACUAAAUUAUAUUUAUAAUACUAAAAAAGAAAAAAAAACUUAAUUUAAAAUAGAAAUAAAAAAUAAUUUUAAAAAAAAAAAUGCAAAAAAUAUAGAUAAAAAGGAUAGAUUAAUGGUCUCAGGUGCUUAUGCUUUAUCUGAAAAAGUUUGGGCUGAUUGGCAAAAAGCGACAGGCCAUACUCUGCUUGAAAGAUAUGGGCUCACAGAAACAGGAAUCGUUAUAUGCAACCCAUUAAAUGGGACGAGAAGGCCUGGGUGGGUAGGAAAGCCUCUUCCACAAGUUGAAGCAAAAAUUGAUGGAAACGAGCUAAAGAUAAAAUCUCCAGGGAUGUUUAAAGAAUAUUUCAAUAAUCCGACCGCAACUCAGCAAGCUUUCGAUGAAGAAGGAUGGUUUAAGACUGGAGAUAUCGCUGAAAUAGACCCUCAGACUGGAGAUUAUAAAAUAUGUGGCAGGCUAAGUAUGGAUAUGAUAAAGACUGCUGGAUACAAAGUAUCAGCUGAAGACAUGGAAAAAGAGCUAAAAGAGCACCCAGAUGUCCAAGAAAUUGCAGUUCUUGGAGUCCCAAAUUAUGAGUAUGGAGAAAUCAUAGGAGUUGUAGUAAAAAGCAAGAAGAAUAUUACUUUACAUGACAUUCAAAGUUGGUGCAAAAUGAGAAUGGCAAGCUAUAAAAUACCAAGGGUUAUUAAGCAAGUUGAUCAGCUUCCAGUUGAUGCUAAUGGAAAAGUCAAUAAAAGAGAGCUUUUAACGCUAUUCAGCCAUUAA
Blepharisma stoltei is the source of this 1772-nucleotide messenger RNA. The record is from the annotation of a GenBank genome assembly. NCBI's taxonomy places the organism in Eukaryota, Ciliophora, Heterotrichea, Heterotrichida, Blepharismidae.